This is a messenger RNA of Tarenaya hassleriana, 572 nucleotides long. Its product is annotated as DNA-directed RNA polymerases II, IV and V subunit 11. Gene Ontology annotation, molecular function: DNA binding; protein dimerization activity. Gene Ontology annotation, cellular component: RNA polymerase II, core complex. The transcript is spliced from 5 exons. The coding region runs from base 80 to 430 and encodes 116 amino acids. Gene Ontology annotation, biological process: transcription by RNA polymerase II. The record is from RefSeq and is a predicted model, not a curated record. Lineage: Eukaryota; Viridiplantae; Streptophyta; Magnoliopsida; Brassicales; Cleomaceae.
CUAUGUUUUUUUCUCCUCCUCCCGACUGCGGAAAUAGCUUGGGUAGCGGAGAGAAGGCGACGUAGGACGGACAACCGCCAUGAACGCCCCCGACCGAUACGAGAGAUUCGUCGUCCCUGAAGGAACCAAAAAGGUUUCGUAUGAGAGGGACACGAAGAUUAUCAACGCUGCGUCUUUCACGAUCGAGAGAGAAGACCACACCAUCGGCAACAUUCUCCGCAUGCAACUGCACCGUGACGAAAACGUUCUCUUCGCUGGCUACAAGCUGCCCCAUCCUCUUCAGUACAAAAUUAUAGUCAGAAUACACACGACAAGCCAGUCUUCACCGAUGCAGGCCUACAACCAGGCCAUCAAUGACCUGGACAAGGAGCUGGGUUAUUUGAAGAAUCAGUUUGAGGCGGAGCUGGCCAGGCUCUCGAAUCAGUAUUAAGAACCUAGAUUUCCAAGCUGCAAAGAAAGAGAGGAAGGGGAUUGUUUUCUAGUAACUGAGCCAAAUGCUUGUAAUGCUGGCGAUGUGCUAACCUGAGAACUCUCUCCGUCUAUAAAAAAUCAGAUAAACUUAUUGUAUGGUA